CUGGAGUGUGUUGCUCCUGCGGCGUGAAGGGGAAGCGGCCAGUCAGAAAAUGGGUAAGAAGAGUCGAGUAAAAACCCAGAAAUCAGGUACUGGUGCUACAGCAACUGUAUCACCGAAGGAAAUCUUGAACCUGACCAGUGAACUGCUACAGAACUAGUAAGUUAAAUUGAAGGAGAGAAGUGUUUCAGUAUCAUAGCUCUUAUGUUACAGAAUGCAGCAGUCCUGCACCUGGCCCGGGAAAAGAAUAGGAAGGGUAUGCGCAGAUUCGGUCUCUAGUUGAGAAAAUAAGGAAAAAGCAAAAAGGUCUGUCUAUUACUUUUGAUGGAAAAAGAGAAAAUUACUUUCCUGAUCUAAUGAAAUGGGCCUCUGAAAAUGGGGCUUCUGUCGAGGGUUUCGAAAUGGUUAACUUUAAAGAAGAAGGCUUUGGUUUGAAAGCAACAAGAGAUAUCAAGGCAGAAGAAUUAUUUUUGUGGGUUCCACGAAAAUUACUAAUGACCGUUGAAUCUGCUAAAAAUUCAGUGUUGGGGCCCUUAUAUUCUCAAGACUGAAUUCUGCAAUCUAUGGGAAACAUCGCAUUGGCCUUUCAUUUGCUGUGUGAGCGAGCCAGCCCUAACUCCUUCUGGCAGCCCUACAUUCAGAGUCUUCCCAGUGAAUAUGACACUCCCCUCUACUUUGAAGAAGAUAAAGUUUGGUAUCUUCAGUCAACACAAGCUAUACAUGAUGUCUUCAGCCAGUAUAAAAAUACAGCUCGACAGUAUGCCUAUUUUUAUAAAGUUAUUCAGACCCAUCCUCAUGCCAACAAACUGCCCUUGAAGGAUUCUUUCACUUAUGAGGACUACAGGUGGGCAGUCUCUUCUGUUAUGACACGACAAAACCAAAUUCCCACAGAAGACGGUUCCCGGGUGACCCUGGCUCUGAUUCCUUUGUGGGACAUGUGUAAUCACACCAACGGCCUGAUUACCACUGGGUACAACCUGGAGGAUGACCGUUGUGAGUGUGUUGCUCUGCAGGACUUUCGGGCUGGAGAACAGAUUUACAUUUUUUAUGGCACUCGGUCAAAUGCAGAGUUUGUGAUCCACAGUGGUUUUUUCUUUGACAAUAACUCACACGACAGAGUGAAAAUAAAGCUUGGAGUGAGUAAAAGUGACAGGCUGUACGCCAUGAAGGCUGAGGUCUUGGCUCGAGCUGGCAUCCCUACUUCCAGUGUUUUUGUGUUGCACUUUACGGAGCCGCCCAUCUCUGGCCAGCUUCUGGCAUUUCUCCGGGUAUUCUGCAUGACCGAAGAAGAAUCAAAAGAACGUUUGCUAGGAGACAAUGCUAUUGAUAGAAUCUUCACCUUGGGCAACUCUGAAUUUCCUGUUAGCUGGGACAAUGAAGUCAAACUUUGGAUAUUUCUGGAAGAUAGAGCCUCACUUCUUUUAAAAACAUAUAAAACAACUAUUGAGGAAGAUAAAUUCGUCUUGAAAAACCAUGACCUUUCUGUUCAUGCAACAAUGGCUAUCAAAUUGCGCUUAGGUGAAAAAGAGAUUUUGGAAAAAGCAGUUAAGAGUGCAGCUGUCAACCGGGGAUACUACCGCAAACAGAUGGAGGAAAAGGCUCCGCUUCCCAAAUAUGAAGAGAGUAACCUUGGACUAUUGGAGAGCAGCGUGGGGGACUCGAGGCUCCCCCUAGUUUUGAGAAACCUGGAGGAGCCUGGAGUGCAAGAAGCCUUGAACAUCAAAGAGGCCAUCAGCAAGGCAGAGGCUACAGAGAAUGGGCUGGUAAAUGGUGAGAACAGUAUCCCCAAUGGGACCAGAUCUGAAAAUGAAGAUUUAAAUCAAGAAGAAAAUAAAAGAGCAGUUGAAGACGCCAAAGGAUCUUCUUCAGACAGCACUGAUGAAGUUAAAAAGUAGCUCUGAGAUGAAGCUCGAGCU
This is a messenger RNA of Nycticebus coucang (slow loris), 1913 nucleotides long. Its product is annotated as actin-histidine N-methyltransferase-like. Gene Ontology annotation, biological process: actin modification; peptidyl-lysine dimethylation; peptidyl-lysine trimethylation. Gene Ontology annotation, molecular function: transcription coactivator activity; protein-L-histidine N-tele-methyltransferase activity; histone H3K4 methyltransferase activity. Lineage: Eukaryota; Metazoa; Chordata; Mammalia; Primates; Lorisidae. The record is from RefSeq and is a predicted model, not a curated record. The transcript has a single exon.